Molecule: messenger RNA, 3814 nt
Organism: Drosophila serrata
Lineage: Eukaryota; Metazoa; Arthropoda; Insecta; Diptera; Drosophilidae
Gene: Mybbp1A
Product: MYB binding protein 1a
Biological process (GO): regulation of DNA-templated transcription
Cellular component (GO): nucleolus
Molecular function (GO): transcription factor binding; transcription corepressor activity; RNA binding
Source: RefSeq, a predicted model, not a curated record
UAAUGUGUUUUGAAAACACGCUGCCUGCGGAAAACGUGCUCCAUUCUUCGAACGGGAGAGCAGAUUCCGAGCUCCAGAAUUAUUUUAAUUAAGUUCAAUUUGCCACUAAACUAUGAAGAUCAAGGCGGCUAAAAACCUAACCAAUGGUGUGGCGGGCAAGACAAAGGACAAGGCGGAGCGGAAAAGACCAAAAACAGUCAAGUCCGAAGACGAUGGAGGCGAAGCUGAGCACCCGGCAAAGAUAGCCAAGUUGUCCAAGGAACAGAAGAAGAAGAAGACGGAGGAGCCCGAGGUGGAGAAAGAGAACAACACGCCAAACAAUGGCCUCAAGUUGUCCGAUAUUAACAAAGCGGUGUUUCCAGUGUUCAAGCGGCUUCAAAACAGCACCCUAUCCCAAAAGACGAUAAAUUCGUUGGUGGUUCUGCUCCGGGAUGACACCAAUGAUCAACAACGCACGGCCACCUGUUGUUAUGUUCUGAAGCGCUUGAUCCGUUCCACGGGAGCCGAUGAUCUGGAGGCAGUAGCCUUAGCUUCCAGCUACAUCCUUUGCAUCCUUAGCGCCGUGCCGGGCCUUGAUGCAAUGGAGGUGCUCAAUAUUCUGAAGAGGGAUCUCGCCGUUGGAAGCCAGCAAAAGGGCAAGGAGGACUCUCUAGCCGCUGUGGGUCAGUUGGUUACUGCCGUGUGUAUCCUGCAGACGCCGCAGUUUGCCGAGGCUUCGCCUAAGCUGGUGACAGCGGUCUACCAAAUCCUGGCGGCUCAUCUCAAAGGCCGCGAGUAUUUGGUCUCCAUGUGCGUUGACAUUCUGGUUGAGUCCUUUAAGAAAUUGCCCGUUGACACCUUUGAGGAGUACGUGUGGCCGCUCUUGAAGCCGCAACUGGACAAGCCUCUGAGCAGCGGCCUCAAAUUAAACACAUGUGACCUUCUGUUGACCGUGCAUUUAACCUAUCCCUCGAUUUUGGGACGCGACGAACUGCUGGCCAGUCUAUGGCCCAAGAAACCACAGUUUGGACAGCUCUUCGAGCUUUAUCUCGCGGGCUCGACCAUCCACAACGAUGGUGUCUAUGCAAGAUUGGCAAAAUUUCUGGCAGCCGGCGGCAAGGAGAUGCUCUCCGCGUGGCAACAGUUUGCUGACUCCAAACAGCCGCUGAAGCUGAAUGCAGCUAAGGCAUGUGUCCUUCAAGUACUGGCCAACAUACUUCUCAGCUAUAAGGACAAGGACGAACAGCCAAUAUUGGAUCUAUUUACCCCCACCUGCCUAAAAUUCCUGCUGCAGGAACUCUCGUCCGUGAAGGCGGACAGAAGCGAGGCCCGGAAGCCAUCACAAAAGGAACUGCGUGAGAUUUGCUUCAAGUUCGAAGGAUCCCUGGUUAUCAGCUACGAAAAGCAGCUGCAGAAUGGAGACAUCAAGCUGCUGCUGCUCCUCAAGUUUCUGGAACAGAGGCUGCAGUUUGACUCUCUUAUCAGUAUGCCACGCUUCACUCAGCAGUUAAUUAAUCAAUUGGAUGCCGAGGGUCUGCAGAAGCUCUACGAUCAUUACAGCAAUCUGCUGGGCACUCUGGAGGAUGAGGACAGGGUGAGCCGUGAGCACUGCCUUAACCAGAUGCACUUCAUUCUGCAUCACACAAAACUGGACCAGGAGACGAAGUGGCGGCAGAAGCAGUUGCGUCACCUAAUGCUCGCCGGGCUGUUCCAUUUGGAUGCUAGCCACGAACCCUGUCUGCCCAGCCAGGCCAGCUCCUUUAGUCGGCAGUGCUCCGCUCGGUGUGAGGAGAUCUUCAUGGGUUCCCUGCUGCACAAAUGCUCCAGCCUAACAGCGCUGUGCCAGCUGCUGCAAAAGCAUUUGGGCUUUCUCAACAAGCAAUUGACCAAGCCGGAAACCGAGAACAAAUUGCGUUCACCACGAGAAGAGGCGCUGCAAAAGGCUUGGAAGCAGGUGGAGAAACUACUAGCAAAGCCCGCCGAGGAGGCAGACAUUGUAGGUCAAACAUUUGAGGCUCUGAUCUUGUUCGUAUCACUGGCGUUGUGCACGAAGAGUCCGCUGCCGGUAUCCAUAGUGGAGGAUCUGAUCAUCUGCCGGAAGAAUGCCCUGGAGAAGAGCAACAAGAAGAAGAAGACUCAAGAUGGUGAUGAACUCCAAUGGCAGGAUGUGUUGACAGACGUGCUGCUGCAGUUAUUGCUCCAAACAGGUCACUACUGGCGGGAGUUGGUCAAUCUCGUGGCCAUUCCGCUGAUUCCCCACUUGGAGCACGGUAAUCUAGAGCAAAUCCUGCAAGUGCUCAACAUGAACAUGAAUCCACUGAGCAAGAAGGACGAAGCCGAAGAGGACAGCGAUGAGGAAAUGGAGGAGGAACAGGAGGCAGAAGCUGACUCCAGCGAUGAAUCAGACGAGGAGGAUGAGGAAGAAGACGAGGAUGAAGAUGAGGAUGAUGAUGAUGAUGAGGAGUCCCGUUUGGACCAAAUCCGUGAACGUGUUCGCCUAGCUCUGAUCGACAAUGGCGAGGCCGAUGAGGAUGACGCCAGCAGCGUGGAUUGGAACGAUGUCAGCGAGGAAAAGGGCCAGCGCAUUAACGCAGCCUUGGAGAAUGCCUUCCAGUUGCGCCGACCAAAGUCGGCCAAGCUGCAGGCCAAGCAAUUGCCUACGAAAUCAGAACGCAUCGAUAGCACCAGCCUACUGCACUUCCGCAUUCGUGCUUUGGACCUCGUUGAGCUCUAUGCCAACGAGAAGCCAACGCAAGCUGUUAUCUUGGACGCGCUGAUCUGCGUCUUCCAGGUGUACCGCCACUCUUGCGCCGAUACCAAACUGCAGUCGCUGCGCGAAGCCAGCACAAAGUUGCUUAAGAAGCUGCUAACCAAGAACAUUGCCUUCGAACCCAAUCAGGAUAAGACUCCCAUUUUGGAGGACAUUGAACAGCUGCUGGCCAUAGGCGAGGAGGAACAGCCCGACGAAGAGAAGCAAGAGGCAUCCGGCAAGCAGCAGCCCACUCGCAAGGCCAAGGGCGAGGUCACCGUGUGGAGGAAUAAGUGCUUCGCCUACCUGGUGGUCCAGGCGUCCGGCGCCGACAAUCCCAAGGAAAGUGUUGUGUGGCCUCUGCUGGUUAAACUCUUGGAUCUGUGGGUUGCCAACCGGCGAACUACCCUCUCCCUAGUCAGCUUCGAGGCUCUCUUCCAGGCCGACAACUGGCGGGGAGUAGCUCCCCUGGCCGCUCUUCUGGCCUCCCACUUGAACGUAAAGAAGACACGCAGCUUCCGACGGGUACAAAUCCUCAACCUACUCGCCGAACAGUUCCGACGACUCGAAACCGCCUUCAAGGAUAAUAAUGCGUCUGCAAAGGAGUUUGAGAAGCAACUGGUCAGCUAUGUGACGCAAUUGGAGGAGGAGGCCGGCAGCAGUAGCCCCAAGGAGCUCAAGUUGCUGCAAAGGAUUUUGGCCCAGGGCGGCAAAAAGCGAGCACAGCUUCUGGAAAGGGUCCAAGUACUGGCCAAGAAGCCGCAGUAAAAGAUGUCUAGCUGGAAAAAUGUGGAUUCAAGUUUUUAAAAAUAGAGUUUUUGUACAUGAAAAACAUUGAAAAUGUAAAUUGUUUUCCAGCACAAUAACAAAACUAUGAAUGGUAAUAGCCAUCAGAUAAUGAUGCUUUUAAGAGUAAUCUUAGGUUCUUUGUUCAUAGAAAUAAAAUAUAUAAAUAAUUAUUUUUAAAUACUAAAUUAGUAUUGCAGCCAAUAAAUAAUUCACCCGAAUAAAAGAAUGUUAAUUAUUUUAGUUGUUCUUACCCUAAUCAUACCCUUCAAUAAAUUCGAAAACGGGUAACAAACAUAC